This is a messenger RNA of Glycine soja, 2157 nucleotides long. RefSeq names its product transcription factor PIF3-like. Gene Ontology annotation, biological process: regulation of DNA-templated transcription. The record is from RefSeq and is a predicted model, not a curated record. Lineage: Eukaryota; Viridiplantae; Streptophyta; Magnoliopsida; Fabales; Fabaceae. The transcript is spliced from 6 exons. The coding region runs from base 378 to 1931 and encodes 517 amino acids. Gene Ontology annotation, molecular function: protein dimerization activity; DNA-binding transcription factor activity.
GUCUUAAUUCGUAGAGCCAUACAUUCCCUCACACCCCCAAGAUUUUGCUUUCGUACAAGAAAGAACAACCACACUACUGCCAUCUCCAUUAUUUGAGUACUACUUUGCAUCAAAGGUUCAACAAUUCGUGCGUGCACAGUGCCAAAUCGUGAUCACAACUUAAUCUGUUAGCUAGCUUCACAUGUGUUGUAUAUUGGGCUUCACAAAGGGAGCUAGGAAGUGAUUAAUACUGCUAUUAUUUAAUUAUCUGCCAUAUAUAUAUAUAUAUAUAUAUAUAUAUAUAUAUACUUCAAGUGUGUGGAACCCGGAAACAACUUAACAGCAAAGGUAGGGAAUUGAGGCUCAAUUGUUUAGCUUAAUUAAUUUCCUUCAAUCAAAUGAUUCAGAAGAUGUUUGACCCCAGCCGUUCUGGUAUGACAAGAAGCUCCUCCCAUGUAGCCUCCAUUUAUGACAAUGAUUUCCUUGAGUUGGUGUGGGAAAACGGUGAGGUUGUUGUACGAGGAGGUUCAUCAAACAGAUCACGAAAGACAAACGAGGAAAGAAUACAUGAAGAUGCCAGCAUUAACAAAAGAACAAGGUUAAACCCAUUAUUAUACUCACUUGAAGAUCACUUUCCACCUCAAAGGGACUCUGACAUGAGCACUUCACACCAAAGCAAUGGCCAAGAUUCGUGUGGUCAAUCCUCCCAAAGCAAGCUUCAUGAAGAAUUUGCAAACUUACUUAAGCCCGUUAGCAUAGGCAAUAAUCACUUACAACAGUGCUUACCUUCAUCUCCGCUCAAGAAACAAAGAACAGUAGAUUCAACUCAAACACCACCAACACCAAAAGUGAACUUCUCCAACUUUUCAAUACCUGCAGUGUUUCUCAAAUCUACUACUCAUCAGGGAAACAGUGCAACCCAGCAGACAAACAAUCAUUCAUCUCCAGCAAGAAUGGAGGAGAUCAUUGAAGCCCGCAAGGUUGAGCAAUCAGUUAAAGAAUCACAUGGUUUUCAAAAGCAAACAUCCUUAACUGUUGAAAGAAGCACAAAAUUGCCAACCCCACCGGUUGAUGAACACUCUGAAGCUGUUGGUCAUAACUGUGGUGUUCUUGGAAUUCACAGAUCCCAAGGUCAACUACGUUGUGACCAAACCUCAACUUCAGAAGCACUUAUUAGAGCCAAGGCAAAAGCUUAUAAUAAUAAUACUAACAUGUGUCAUGAACCGUUGCUAGCAUCUUCUUCUGUGUGCUCGCUUGGAGCCUCCAACGACCCAAACCUUGGUCUCAGGAAACAUGAGGACACUGAAACGUAUUUAAGUGAUAAUGAUGGAGAGCCUGAAGAUAUGGUAAAGCAAGAUAGGGAUGGUAACAGAGUCAGGAGAAUCAGGAACCCUGUGGUUCAUAACUUAUCUGAAAAGAAGCGAAGAGAAAAAAUCAACAAGAAGAUGCGUACAUUGAAAGAGCUCAUACCCAAUUGCAAUAAGGUGGACAAAGCAUCAAUGCUAGACGAUGCCAUCGACUAUCUGAAGACCCUAAAGCUUCAGCUACAGAUAAUGUCAAUGGGAAAUGGGUUAUGGCCACUUAUGAUGCUACCAGCUGCAACCACGGCGCAUCACAUGAAUCCUCAGCUAGGAAUGGGAUUCAGGCCACCACAACUACCUAUUCCACCAUCACUUUCUGCUAUCACAGACAACAGACUUCAGAUGUUUGGUUGUUUCCCAAACCAAAUACCACCCAUGCCAGCAAUGCCUCAUGCACCUUUCUUCCCUAUCAUUGCAAAUUCUGCCACACAACCACACUUGGCUAACACCACCAACUUGGCAGAACAUUUGGCUGCAUCUCUACAUGGAAAUGCAACAAAGCUAGCGCCACCAAGUCAGGUUUCCUUUCAACAACACAGCUGCACUAGUACUCCUACACUAUCUACCCCUUUCAUUUUUCCACAAAAAUAGAUGAAAAUGUACAUGAAGGGAAAAUUAAUUAGAGUGGUAUGCAUGUAUGAAAAUUAGAUUACAGAUGUUAAUUAAUUAAAGAAGAGUGUAAAGUUCGUUAGUUUACUCUUUUAAAAAAGAUGGUACAUAUUUUCUUUCUGAUAAUAGAAUAUAUCAGCUUUAGAAUCUGACAUUGUACAGUUUCAUGCUUUCAGCCUUAUACAAUAUACUGCUCCGAUGUACUACC